AGAAAACAAAAAACAUGGAAGGUCAUAAGUACAAUUAUCCAAGGGAAUUUUAUGACCAAUAUGCUCAAAGCCAAGAAAAAUCUGUGGUCAAUAAAAUGCAACAGAAAUACUGGAAAACAAAACAAACCCUUAUAAAAGUCACAGGCAAAAAGGAAGAUGAACAUGUUGUGGCUUCAGAUGCAGAUCUGGAUGCAAAACUAGAGCUGUUCCAUUCUAUUCAGAGAACAUGUAUGGAGUUGCUGAAAGCAAUUGAACUGUAUCAAAAAAGGAUUUGUUUUCUGUCUCAGGAAGAAAAUGAAUUGGGGAAAUUUCUUCGAUCACAGGGUUCUCAGGAUAAAACGAGAGCAGGAAAAAUGAUGCAAGCCACAGGAAAGGCCCUCUGCUUUUCUUCUCAGCAAAGAUUAGCACUGCGUACUCCUUUGAGUAGAUUGUAUCAAGAAGUGGAGACUUUCAGAUAUAGGGCCAUUUCAGACACAUGGCUGACAGUAAACCGAAUGGAACAGUAUCGGACUGAAUACAGAGGAGCCCUACUCUGGAUGAAAGAUGUGUCUCAGGAGCUGGAUCCAGAUCUUUAUAAGCAGAUGGAAAAGUUCAGGAAGGUUCAAGCUCAAGUGCGACAUGCAAAACUCAACUUUGACAAACUGAAGACUGAUGUCUGUCAAAAAGUGGAUCUUUUGGGAGCAAGCAGAUGCAACCUUCUUUCUCAUGUGUUAACAACAUACCAGACAACACUUCUUCAUUUUUGGGAAAAAACUUCGCACACGAUGGCAGCAAUCCAUGAAAGUUUCAAAGGUUAUCAGCCAUAUGAAUUCACUAUGUUAAAGAGCUUACAAGAUCCUGUGAAUAAACUAACAGAAAAAGCAGAAAAGGAGGACCUGCAGAUUGAGAGCACCAAAUCAGUACAAGAUCAGCAGAAUCAGUUGAUUUCAUUAGAUGAGGAGAGCCAUACCAAGGAAUUAAACUAUUCAGGUGCCAUAGAUGACUUAUUAGACCUGCAACCUGAAGAAAAUGCUUCAAAGGAUCAGUUUGUGAGGUCCUUGGAGUCAGAACCUGGUGAUAAGGAUGACAUGGUAUUACUGAAUGAGAUCCUCAAUGCUUCCUCCCUGGAUGAGGGGGAAUUCAGCAAAGAGUGGACAGCUGUUUUUGGACAGGUGGCACUUGCUGAUCUCACCAUGAACUCUUCAGCUGGAGAUGUGGAGAACACUUCAUUAUCUGUGGCACCAACACCAUCAGGUUACUUGCCCUCACAGCUGUUAGACCAAAACAUGAAUGACUUGCAGUCAUCUUUACAUGGAUGGGCAGCUAACAGUGUGAGCCGACCAUCUAUACCACAGCCAGCACAGAAACCAAACAGCCUGAAUGUGAAUGCUAACAAGACGCCUGUGAAAGAACCUACAAAGAAUCCUAAAGACUUGACUGCCUGGUUCAGUCUCUUUGCUGACCUUGACCCGUUAUCCAAUCCUGAUGCUGUUGGGAAAACUGAUAAAGAACAUGAAUUGCUUAAUGCAUGAGUCAGCUGCCUAUGGUAACUCACAUUCCUCCAUUCAUCAACACUAUUUUGGGGUUUAAAAAAACUAAUGAAAAUUAGUAUGCUGUUGUGAAACUAUGAAGUAUGUGCCAUGAUAAUAAAACUAAAGGGAAUGAAUCCCCUUUUAUAUAGCUACAGUUAUUUGCUCUUGUUUUGUAUAAAGAGUUCACAUUUAUUUUCUACGUGGAUUUACAAAAAUGAGGUUAAGAAUUAGGGCAGAUUUCUUGCCAAAUUAGAUUAUCUGCUGAAACACUGUCUUUGCCUGAGGUGAUGCGGAGCUAACACUGGAGUGAAAUAUAAAUUGCAAACCUAUUUUUUUAUAAUGUUUCUUGAGUAAAUAAAAGAAAAAAAUCAUGUAACUGAGGAGGCUGCAUGAGUCAAACAUCUAUCAUGUAUAUAGUUAUAUAUAUUACUGCUAUGUUAAGAUGUCUACUAAAUUUGUUUUGUUAGUACUCACAGUGAAAAAUAUGUGCUGGGGCUAAUUAUUGAAGAAAUACAUCUCUGUCUGUGCAGCCAUGGAAAUUGUGCUCUUUCUGAUUUAACUUAUUAGACAAACUGCACUACCUAAACAGAAGUCAUGCCUAGCAGGCUUCUUUUCUGAGGUUUUUCUCCAUUGCACCAACAGAAUUUGUACCUGUUUGCAGAAGUUUCUUGCAACUGAUGCUUUACCAUGCCUUCAAAACAUUCAUAUUUCUGUUUGGAGUAUUUUUCAUCCAAUUUAUUUCUGAAGCAUGU
Gavia stellata (red-throated loon) is the source of this 2263-nucleotide messenger RNA. RefSeq names its product islet cell autoantigen 1 (gene ICA1). Gene Ontology annotation, cellular component: Golgi apparatus. The coding region runs from base 15 to 1511 and encodes 498 amino acids. Gene Ontology annotation, molecular function: protein domain specific binding. The record is from RefSeq and is a predicted model, not a curated record. NCBI's taxonomy places the organism in Eukaryota, Metazoa, Chordata, Aves, Gaviiformes, Gaviidae. Gene Ontology annotation, biological process: regulation of transport. The transcript has 13 exons.